Molecule: messenger RNA, 591 nt
Organism: Boeremia exigua
Lineage: Eukaryota; Fungi; Ascomycota; Dothideomycetes; Pleosporales; Didymellaceae
Product: HIT-like domain-containing protein
Exons: 3
Coding region: 129-530 (133 amino acids)
Biological process (GO): nucleotide metabolic process
Molecular function (GO): catalytic activity
Source: RefSeq, a predicted model, not a curated record
CUACCCCGCCCCUGCCCCUCCCCACCUUACCUAGGUACAGCUCAGGAAAUGCGUAGCUCAACAUAGCACCGAUCCUCUACCAUCACGCCACACCCAAUUCGACAGUGAGAACCACAGUGAGCACCACAAUGGCCGCCUGCAUAUUCUGCAAAAUCAUCAAAGGAGAGAUCCCAUCCUUGAAGAUCUUUGAGUCGGAGAAGACAUUGGCUUUUCUCGACAUCGGGCCCCUGAGCAAGGGACACUCUCUCAUCAUCCCCAAGCAUCACGGCGCCAAGCUACACGACAUCCCCGACGAUCAGCUCUCCGAGGUGCUGUCUGUGACGAAGAAGAUCGCCAUUGCACAGGGCGUCGAGGACUAUAACAUACUGCAGAACAACGGGCGCAUUGCGCACCAAGAGGUUGACCAUGUCCAUUUCCACUUAAUCCCUAAGCCCAAUAAUCAGGAGGGAUUGGGUAUUGAGUGGCCAACGCAGAAGGCUGACCAGGGGGAAUUGAAGAAGCUGUUGGAGGAGAUCAAAAGCAAGAUGUGAAGAGGUGCGCAUGACGAUGAAACACUGUGUGAACUUGAGCUUGAUCUGGUGGGAUGUUGUC